UUGAAUGUUGUAGCUGUUGAGGCGUGCACCAAUGCAACCCCUCACUAAACUAAAGGCAAACCUUAAGUUACUUUCAUACAACCACUGUUUAUCAGCUUAUCCGCACUUACAUACGGAGCUCCGACGUUCGAUGUAAAACGUAGUUCCUUCGUUAGAAUCAGACUGUUGAUUCAACGUUGUUGGAGAGGUGGGUUUCAACUCCUUCGUUUUCUCCCUUAGGAGUGUGGUUUUAACCCACGUAAGAGGGAAAGAAAGGACAAGAGAGGGAAAGGACACGAAAAAGGCAAAAAGGCUAUCUGAAACAUGAUCUCCAUGUUGUGUCUCAUGCUGUUUGUUCCACGUGUGUUCUCCUCAUCGACACAGGUGGCUAUAAUCUUCCCCCAAGACCCAGCAUUGUGGAUGGGCUCCAGCCUAACGGCCACGUGCACAGUGAGCCCCGAGCGGGGGCUGCAUGCCAACACUAUGUACUGGACCCUUAAUGGGAAGAGACUCCCAAGUAGCACCUACGGCCUGCUGAGCACCAACGGCCUCAGUGUCACCUUGCACCGCCUCAACGGCUCCCAGCAGCAGUCUGGGGACAACCUGGUGUGUCACAGCAGAGACGGACAUGUCCUGGCUGGCUCCUGUCUAUACGUGGGCAUGCCCCCGGAGAAGCCGGUCAACCUAACCUGCUGGUCCCGAAAUACAAAGGACCUGAGCUGCAAGUGGACCCCCGGUGGUCGGGGUGAAACCUUCAUCAAAACCAAAUACACCCUCAAGUACAAAUUGAGGUGGUACGGGCGAGAGAGAGAAUGUGAGGACUACAGCACGGGGCAACGCUACACAUGUUACAUCCCCCGGGACUUGGCCCUCUUUACUCCCUACGAGAUCUGGGUGGAGGCGUCCAAUCAGCUCGGGACUGCCACCUCUGAUGUCAUCACUCUGGAUAUUCUGGAUGUGGUGACUACAGACCCUCCAGACAACGUCCAUGUGAGUCGUGUGGGGGAGCUUGAGGACCAGCUGACAGUGCGUUGGGGCAGCCCUCCGGCACUUAAAGACUUCCUCUUCCAGGCCAAAUACCAGAUACGUUACCGACUGGAAGACAGCACUGAAUGGAAGUUGGUGGAUGAUGUAGGUAACCAGACAUCGUGCCGGCUAGCAGGGCUAAGGGAAGGGACAGUAUACUUUGUCCAGGUGAGGUGUAACCCAGUGGGGAUCUACGGCUCCAGGAAGGCUGGGAUCUGGAGUGACUGGAGCCACCCUACAGCUGCCUCCACGCCCCACAGUGAGCCGCUGCAGAGUGGGUCAUGUGACCCCAAGUCGGGCGAGCAGAACUCCACCCUGCGACGGGAACUCAAGCAGUUCUUUGGCUGGGUCCGCAAACACGCAUGCGGCUGCAGCGGCAUGUCAAUCAAACUCUACGACCAGUGGCGGGUGUGGCUGCAGAAAUCUCAUAAAACACGCAACCAUGUAGGAAUCCAUAUGGAACAGAAAAAGAACUGAUGCGAGACGCCAGCGUUACACUACUGUCUGCAGCCCAGGAUUCAAAUAGAGUGGAAUCGCUCUUUGCUCAGAUACCAAUACCUAUCUUGAAGAACUGCUCCAUCCCCUCCUCUCCACACACACUCUCUCUUACACACACAUCUCCGGGGAGUGGCAAAGAGGAGAGCCUUUCUCUGAUCACUGAGUGGGAGCAUGGAAACGUUUCUUAAAGUAGCAUUAGUACAUGUUUGACUCAGAUGGCCAUAAAUCAUCUUACUGACUACCAUCAGAUCAGACACAUAGUGGCCAGCUUCACAGACUUUUAGCGGAGAGACAAGGGCAUUACGCAAUCCUCCUGGAAUGUCAUAUACAGUACAAAGAACUUCACUAAUUCAGCUCCUGUUCAGGAAACUCAAUCACAGAACAUUUGUCAGAAUUCUAGAAGAUGAAUGUACUUUCAUAAUGUAUUUCCAUUCUAACCACUUUAAUAGCCACACAGUUGUCUAAGCUAUGUGUCAAUGCAAUUUAGUUGUAUGGGCCUUUUACUGGCAAAAACAUGUUUGGUAUGCUAGCAAAUGCUAACACACCAUUUUGUAGAUUGGCUUUGUUGCAGUAAUAGCAAUUGAACUUGAUAUAUUUUUGGAUUGAAGUCAGGUUUGUGGGUCACCAUGACCAAAGCCCAUUCUGCAGUUUGUUGUUAUUAUGGAAGUGUUCUCUUGUCCUGAGGGUUUGCACCACUCUGGAUUCCUCUUAUUGAAAUUAAGUGGCAUAAAGUUUAAUUGUAUAUACUGUGACUGUGCGGAUUAAGACAUUUUUAUAUUUUUUUAUCUGCAUAUUUAAGAGAUCCUAUGUAAUAUGUCUCUCAUUAAGUUAUGUUCAAUUAUCAAUAAUAAUUAUGAAUAUGUCAUAGUUUGACCGUUUUUGUCUUUAAAACAAUAAAAGAAUGACACUUGC
Oncorhynchus keta (chum salmon) is the source of this 2415-nucleotide messenger RNA. Its product is annotated as cytokine receptor-like factor 1. Gene Ontology annotation, cellular component: external side of plasma membrane. Gene Ontology annotation, molecular function: cytokine receptor activity; protein binding. Gene Ontology annotation, biological process: cytokine-mediated signaling pathway. NCBI's taxonomy places the organism in Eukaryota, Metazoa, Chordata, Actinopteri, Salmoniformes, Salmonidae. The record is from RefSeq and is a predicted model, not a curated record. The coding region runs from base 304 to 1482 and encodes 392 amino acids. The transcript has 8 exons.